Molecule: messenger RNA, 4047 nt
Organism: Leptosomus discolor (cuckoo roller)
Lineage: Eukaryota; Metazoa; Chordata; Aves; Leptosomiformes; Leptosomidae
Source: RefSeq, a predicted model, not a curated record
AUGAAAGACAAAAUCGAAAACACCUCCCCCACCCCUCCAAGGAUAAUCGACGCCCUAGAAGAAGAAAAGCGGUUCCUGACCAUGUCAAUCACAGAUUACCUGAAGGACUAUCAGGACCUACUGCAGGUGAAAGCAGGCCUCAUCCUUGAAAUUGAAACCUACAGAGCUCUGUUAGAAGGGGAGAGCAACCAGUGGAUUAUUACAUGGAGAGAUCAGUAUGCAGGGAAAUUGCCUCAAGAUAUUAUAAACACUUCGUAUAACUACACUGAUAUUUACUCUACUUAUCAAGAAAGAAAUAGAAAUAAAGCUUCACCAGCUACCAGGAUCACUGAUACAAGACAUAGAAUGCCAGUGACAAAUACUAGCAGUGACAAAUACUCUGCACGUUAUUCAGCUCAGUCAACGUGGGCUGGAUCACAGACAACAGCUAGUGGAAGAGCUUUUGGAAGAGAUGUACUUGAUUCAAUAUAUCGCCCUUCAAUGACUGUUACAAAGGAUGAAAAGAUUGUAACAGACCACAAAGAAUUAAGAACAUUUGCUCCAGCCUACAGUAGCUGGAAAAACAGUGAAAUCCAUCAAAAGACAAUUCCAGAAAGAAAGAAAACAGAAGUUACGAGUUCAUCCACAGUAUCUUUUUCAAAAGAAUCAGCACAUGCUGAAAGAUCAGACAAGGACCACAAACCUGACACAAAGCCAGGGAUUUCUGAAAAUAUAAGAACAAAACCAAGCUUCACUAGGUUUCCGAUUUAUGAGCUGAACACCAAUUUUAGACCAUCUAAAUAUGAAGAAACCAUAACUGAAACUCGGACCACACUAAAAGAAAAAAGGGGAGGCAGCAAGCCAACUGAAGAGGAAAAAUCUCUGCUGAAAGAAAGAGAUAAGCUCGAGAAACAAACAAAGGAGGAUAAAAAGAAAACAGAUGAGAAACCUUUUAUAGAAGAAAGAAGUGUUGAUUUGGGAAGGAAGACUGAGCAGAAAAAAUAUAUCCAUGAGGAAGUCAUUAACCAGAAGUUAACGGGGAGUGAUAUGUCUAAUGAACGAACUUUGAAAAGCGAAUCAACCAAAAAAGGUACAAAUGUGACCAUGGGAUCGAGAAGCAAAGAAGUCAUUGAGAUACCUAUCAGUAUUGAAAAGCCUGCUCCCAACAAAGAAUCUCAGAGUAGUAAAGAAAUAAGGUUACAAGGUAUUAAAACUUCCAUAGGAAGAGGAACAGAUGAUCAUGUAACUAAGCCUGCUGAAUUUCACCAAGUGAGUAUUUCAGAAGCAGAAUCCAGUCUGAAAGAUGAAGAGCGAACUAGUGACAGAAGUAAUCGAAUGGGAACUCUGUCGACUGAAAAUAUAGCAGAGAAUAUUGUUGCGGACAUUCUUAAAAGUUUCACACAGUCUUCUAGUUCACAAAUAUCAACAGACACAAAAGUGACCUAUUUUAACAAGAAAGAGCAACCAGAUGAUGGGAAAAUAAAGACUGAGAUCACAGUGCAAUCUCAAGUUCAAGAAAACAUAGAUAUUUCUGAUGAACCUGAUGUUGGAGGUCUGUCAAACCAGGAUGUUAGAAAAGUGGUUCGAGAGGGAGUUGAGGGAACUCCUUCCAAAGAGGAGAUAGAAGAUAUAGUACAUCAUGGCCUGAAAGGAAAUGAGGGCAGAAAGAACAUGUCUGUUAAUGUUGAGAUUGUAGAGGAGCCACUAGAUUAUGCCACUGAUGAAAGGACUGAUUUUUCAACACCUUUUGAGGUAGAGGAAGUGGAAGACACGUUCCCUGAGAGAGACAGACGUUACGGUGAUGAGGAGGAAGUAAACGUAACGUUCACAUAUGAAGAUGUUAAAAAGAAGAAACAACGCCAUGAGGGUUUCACUCGUGUGGAAGAAGUAACUGAAGAAGAUGACUCUCCUAUUGAACAAAAAUAUUUUGUGUCUGUUCCUGAUGAUCAUCCUGUUAUUAAUGAAAAAGACGAUGACUCAGUGUACGGGCAAAUUCAUAUAGAAGAAGAAUCAACUAUUAAAUAUUCUUGGCAAGAUGAAUUUUUGCAAGGCACACAAAGUAAGAGAGAUGAAGGUGCAAGCUCUCCAGAAGAAACAUAUCAAGUGGUAGGGGAGGAGGCCAGUGCGCAUAUUUUAAAAGAGCAUCCUGAAGCUGAAACAUCCCAUGUUGAAUCUGUUGUUAUUGAAAAAGAAAUUAAAAUUCCCCAUGAAUUUCAGACUUCAAUAAAAGGGCUUUUAUCAAAGGAAACAAAGGACCCCAAACAUCAAUUGAAGGAAGCUUUGGAGCAGCUGGAGGGCAGUCUCCCGGAAAGUGUGAAAGAGGAGCUGUCUGCAUUAACGAAAGAAAAUCAAGCUGACUCUAGUAGCUUAGAAUUUGAUAUCAAAAAAGUUGAUCAAACGGGGGAGGGUGGCUUGGUGACAAUUGUUGCUGAAGUCAAUCUGUCACAGACCCUUAAUACUGAUGAAUUCGAUGUAGCUCAGCUUGGUGAAGUAAUCACAAGUGAGAAGGAGAGGGCAACGUUGCACUCCCUGAAGAAGGAGAGCUUGGGAAGAGUUGUUGAUGGUAGAAGCAAUAUAGGAGGAGAUGUUUCUUCCCACAGUGAUAAAUACACUCCUUUGGCUGAUCAAGAAAUCUAUAACUCGUCCACAGUGAGGAGGAGUGGUGGCGCAGGGUAUUAUACCACUGAAAAAGUUAUUUAUGAUGGUUCCGUUUUGGAAACUGCAGAUUUUGGAGAAGUCUCUCACUCGCCACAAUCAACGGAUGAGGCCAAAUCCAUAAGGCAUAUUAAGGUUGGUCCAGCAGAAGUUCAGAGAUUUGAGCAGGUCGUACAUGAAGGACCUGGUUCUGAAAUGCUGGAGCUCAGUGCUACAGAAGAUCUUGUUCAGAGAGAAGGAUCGUCAGAGUUUAGCCGAUCUGUGAAGCAUUUUAAACUGGGUCCUAAAGAAAUCCAGAGCACAGAAGAAGUAAUUUAUACAGGCCCUAUUACUACAACUGUAGAAGAGAUUGAUUCUGGAAAUCUUUCCCAGAAGUUUUCAACAGACUUCAACAGGUCCACAAGACACGUCACAGUAGGAUCAAGGCAAGUAACUGAAGAAGUCUCUUUUGAAGGGCCUGUUUCAGACUCUAUGAAGCUCAAUAGCUCAGGUAACCUUUCACAGACAGAAGGGUCUGUGGAUGUCAGCAGAUCAAUAAGGCACUUCAGAUUAGGUCCCAAAGAGAUUCAUACCGAGCAAGUUAUCUUUGAAGGACCGAUCUCUGGUAAAGUGGAGAUCAGUGACGCUAGAGGCUUCUCACAGACAGAAAGUUCAGUCAGACGCGUUCAGUUGGGUCCUCAAGAGUUUAUGACAGCUGAAAAAAUCAUCUACCAGGGGCCUGUCUCUGAACACACAGAAAUCAGUGAACUGGAAGACCAGACUCUUUCAGAAGGCUCAAUAAAGCAUGUUAGACUAGGUCAAGUGGGAGUUAAAACCACUGAACAAAUCAUAUAUCAAGGCUCCCUUUCUGAAACUCCAGAGCUCAUUAACAAAGAAGGACAUCUUUCAGAGAAUGCAGGAAGCUCAAAUAUCAAUAGAUCUUUCAGGCAUGUUAAAAUAAGUCCUGUGGAAACUCAUGCUGAGCAAAUAAUCUUUACAAGACCUAUUUCUGAAACGCUGGAAGAUCUUUCACAAACAGAAGAGUCAUCUGAGAGCAGUAGGUCUGUAAAGCAUAUUAAAGUAGGAUCUAAGGAAACAUCUUUUACUUUUCAAAUGGAUGUUUCCAACAUGGGUGGAAUAUCUACAGUAAACAGUGGAGAACAAGCAACAAUGCUCGUAUCCAAUAACGAAGACCCUUCUGUUAGUCAGUCACAGAUUGUAGAAAAUGAAAAUAAAAGAGGAAGCUAUGUUCUCUCCAGUUUUUCUCAAGAUCGUGGUGAAAAGGUAGUGGAAAAGUCACUUUUUGAUAAAACUGUACAGUUGCAAAGAAUGGUAGACCAAAGGUCAGUUAUUUCUGAUGAAAAGAAAGUCGCUCUUCUCUAUCUGGACCAUGAGGAGGAAGAAGAUGAUGAUAAUGAUGGACAGUGGUUCUGA